Cherax quadricarinatus is the source of this 7686-nucleotide messenger RNA. Lineage: Eukaryota; Metazoa; Arthropoda; Malacostraca; Decapoda; Parastacidae. The record is from RefSeq and is a predicted model, not a curated record.
AUGUUAGAUAAUAGCAAUAUGGUGCUGGAUAUGAGGCAAGCGGUAUUUAGCCGAACUCCUCUUUCGUAUAGAGUUGGAAACUCCACUCUUCAUGUUCAAACAAAGUUUGUAACGUUAGUGGCAGUUGUUGGUCUAAUUAGUCUCUUGGUGUUGUUUAUGAUUGUACCAACCUCUCGAAUAGGCACAAGCAACCUCACCAAUGAUCUGUGGGGGCAUGGAGAAGAGCAUGGUCAUGGUCACCAUCAUCAACAAAACUGGUUUACUUAUUACAACAGCACUUACCCUCUAACAUCACCAGUGUACAGUGAUAGAGGAUAUAUUAAAUAUCGUAUUGCAAUAGUUACUGAUCUUGACACCAACUCUAAACACCCUACUGAGAAGAACACAUGGAUCAGUCAUAUGAAAAAGGGGUAUCUUACUGUCUAUAGAAAUCAAGACUCAGGGGGAUGGGUAAGGAACUUAAAACCCUUUGAUGUCCAACAUGGCUUAUGGGCGGGAAAAGGGAAAACAUCCGAAUGAUUUUUUUUAAACGGAAAGUUGUCGGUGGACGACCGCACUGGCAUAGUAUAUGAAUUGAUUUUCCCAAACAAGGCUAUUCCAGGUUUUACCCUUUCCCAGAGGGGAGGGGCAGAACUUCCAGGUUUCAAGAGUGAGUGGGCAACAGUCAAAGAUGAGACUCUGAUUAUUGGUGGUCUUGGUAAAGAGUGGACCACGAGCACAGGGGAGCUGGUCAACCAUAACCCACAGUGGGUCAAGACUGUUACUACACAUGGCCACAUUGAACACCACGACUGGACCAAGAAUUAUGAAAAAUUGCGGGAAUCGGUAGGGAUAGCUUUUCCAGGUUACAUGAUUCAUGAAUCAUGUGCAUGGUCUGAAGGGCUACAACGCUGGGUUUUCCUGCCACGAAGAGCUUCAACUUCUCGUUACGAUGAGAAUGAGGAUGAGCAUCGCGGCACAGACCUUAUGCUCAAGGCCACUGAAGGAUUUGAAAAGAUUGAGGUAAAGCAUGUGGGAACAAUUAUAGACACGCACGGCUUCUCAAGUUUCAAGUUCAUUCCUGGAACAAAGGAAAACUUGAUAGUGGCUUUAAAAUCUGAGGAGGUGAAUGGAAAGGUUGCCUCUUAUAUAAUGGCCUUCAAUAUGGCAGGAAAGGUGCUCUUACCAGAAACAAAAAUUGGUGACUAUAAAUUUGAAGGAAUUGAAUUUGUAUAAUAUUACAGAAGUUAUCAUGUAUUAUGGUUACUUAAAGAUAAUGCUUUGUUUACAGUAAGUGAUGUGCAUUCUAUAUGAGAUAUUUAAAGGGGGCAAAGGGGAGUGGGGGGUAAUACACAGACACAACAUCCAUAAAGUUCACUGAUUUAAAAAUAAAAGCUAACUUUAGUAUGUACAUGACACCUGAAGUUAGAGAUAUCUCAAGAAAUAAAAUAAUUAUACAUGUACUUGAAACGUGGCAACUUCUCCAGUUUGAUGGGCCGUACUAUCACCCUGGAUGAUAUGCAAUGUACCAUAUUAAUGUCUUGCAUAUUAUGCAGUCUAGCAUAUUAAUGCCCAGGGCAGUAUAUGGCAUGCCAUAUAAAUUGGACUGUCUUGAACUGCAUUAAUAUCAUGUUUAUUUUUCAGGAAUAAUUGCGCUGUCUUGUUUUUCCAAAUUAAGAUGGAUAAAAAAUCCUGCAGAAAUGUGAAGAUAUUUAUUUUAAAAUUGUAUCAAAGUUGAUAAGUUAAAAUUCUGCACUUAGCAUGAUACAGACCCAUGAUGCUUCUCUCUUCUCUCUGUUAUGUAUACAUGUAUUCAGCUGUAUUAAUUGCACUCAGUAUUAAGUAUGUCAUACAAAAAAUUUAAGGAAGCAAAUUUUUAUCAGACAUGCAUGAUGCCAGCCCUAGAAAAAUGGUGCAUGUUCAUGCUGUAUUGUAUUUUAUGAUUUAUAUUAACUCUCUUGGCCACGUUAUGUGAUCUCACGGUUGGCUCUCGAUGUGUCAUUUCACCAUAAGAAAAUUAAAGUACUGAAUUUAAUAUUUUCCAUAGCUUUUUUUUUUAAAAGAAGAUACAAUAGUUUCUAUAAUUAGCAAAAAUUUUCAUUGAAAACAUCCUUAGACUGAAAACUAUAAUAUGAUAAAAUACGAUAAUUUUUUUUUUUAACACGUCGGUCAUUUACCACCAGGAGAGCAUAUUUAAAAACUAAGUGCUAAACCCAUAAAUCAUACAGCUAUAUGGACCUAAGUAGCUCAUAUUACGACUGAAACGUGUUCCAAACACAUAUUGCUUCGUUACAAAAUUAUAGCUUUGUUAUACUGUCAUCCCCACAAAUUCAUGGGGUUCCUUAUAUGUGGAAUUCAGUUUUCUUGUUUUAUCUGUUGGGGAACACACAAAUAGAUUCAGUUAUCUCAUGGUGGCCAUUAUUUUCUGUCUUGGUGCAUGACCCCCAUCUUUAAAACUACCAUAGGAUUUCAUACAGAAUUUGCUCAGUGGUUUUCCCAAGCCCAAAUCUUAUAAUUUUGGACAUUGUUUCUUAAUGUCAAUAAUUACCAGAUUAAGGCAAUAUUUGAAGAGAUAUGGCCUUUAAAACUAAACAAAACCAAAUCAGAAUUUUUUUUUUAAUGCACCAGCUGUCUCCCACAGAGAUAGGGCGACUCUAAAUAGAGGUAACACUUUCACCAUCACUCAUAACUAUCUUGCAAGAAGUGUGCUGAUGUCAUAGUUCAGAUGGCCCUCCAAGCUGCAACAUCCUCACCCCCUCCUUUAGAGUGCAGGCACUCUACUUUGCAACUCCUGGACUCUAGUCUGGCUAACUGGUUCCCUGGAUUCCUUCAUAAAUGUUCCUUGCUUACACUCCAGUGGCAUGUCAUGUCAUAAAAGCAACUUGUCUCCUCUCACUCUAAUCUAAUGCUCACACAAGCCUGAAUGUUCAAGCCCCUAGCACUCAAAGCCUCCUUUACUCCCUCCAGUCCUUCAUAGGAUAACCCCCAUUUCCUCUCCCCCCCCCCCAGAUUAUAUACUCUCUUAAUUAUCAUCUGCCAAGUGCCAAACCCGCCAGGCUCUUGUGGAUAUGUGGGCUUGUGGGACACUGGCAGUAACAGCCUGGUUUAUCAUAUAAAUACCAGGCAAGUCUGGCCUGGGGCCAGGUGAUGGGAGUAGGUGAACUUUUGAAAUCCUUCAAAGGUAUAUCUAAGGUACUAUUCUGUCCCAUCAACAACCCUUCCCCAGCCCUCUGAAUAAUGCUUUUGGUAAUACCAUUCCAUCUUCUAAUAUCCAAGCUCCAAAUUCUUUGCAAUAAUAUUCAUACCACUCAUUGAUCUCAAACAUGACAUCUCCACUGCCUCCGGCCUCCUCCUCAUUGCAGUGUUUAAAGCCCAUGCCUCACACCUGAGAUGUUUCAACCUUUUCCUCCCUUUAUCUUGAGGCUCAACUCAUCUUUCAUAGAUCCAGUUACUGACAUAUCCACUCACAAAUACAGUGGAACCUCAAAAAUCAAACUGCUCCCAACACAACCAAUUAUGUAAGUGUAUUUUUGAGGGUCUGAAAUGGACUAAUCUAAUUUACAUUAUUCCUGAUGAGAAUAAAUUCAUUCAGUAAAGGCACUCGAACAGCCUUCUGGACUGAAGAAAGUUCGAUAUUUGAGGUUCCACUGUAUCUGAAUGCAUUCACUUCCUUCAUAUUUCUUCCAUCUAUUCUGAUACCUCAUCUUUCAUUGCCUAGACUUUUGGUUACAUCACCUUAUUCUUUUUCUUUCUUCACAAAAUUUAUUAUUCAAGAGUUAAUUUUGUAUUCGCUAGUUUUCAAUUCACAAUUCACAAGACCACUAGCAACAUAACGCACAGCAAAUUUGUGGGGAUGACUGUACCUAUUAUGUCUUCCAAUGCUUAUUGCUCUUAUAGCACUGUAUGCAUUCUUAACUGUAUCUAAAAUAUCCCAAACUUUUAUGUAAUUAGGGUAAUCUGGAUGUCAUUGUUUUCAACAAAAUUCAAAUAUGGAAAGAAAAACAUUUCUAAUGAGCAUAAAUUAAAUGUUGAUUUUUAUUUCAUAUAUAUUAUAUGAACAAGAUAUUAUAUAAAUUAUCAAUGUUGUAUACCCAUAUUAUGUUACUUAUGGUGUAAAACAAAUAUGGGUCUUCUGGAUAGCAUCUUGCCUUCCCUGUGGCCACCAGAUGGGCAGAACUGGGUCCCUAAUCUCUCUGAAAUACACCGAGUUUAAAAAAUUAGAGAAUCGAUUAUUGUUUUGGGGGGAGGGGGGGCUGUUGCAAAAAAUGAGUUUUACUUGCUUAAAAAGAAAAAUAUUCUCGUCACUUUCACCCAGGAAAAGCGUAAAAUUCACAAAUCUAUAUGUUAUGAAUAAUUUUUUUUUAACAUCAGCUGCUGCCCACCAAGGUAGUAAUAUUGCAUAAGAAUGUAUCCUGAAUAUAUCUGUACUGUAAUCCUCUUUAAAAUCAUCAUUUGUUACUGAAACACUGCUGCACCAUCCUGUUUGAUGGUAGUCUUCAUAUGGAAAUGGCAAACUUGGAGGAUAUAAAGUUAAACUUGUAGAUGCUGAAUGUAAAGCAUUAGACUCAGUGUAUGGACAACCACUCAGCAAGAUAGGUGUGCAAACUAAAUGUAGCUCUUGCUCUGACCUUGUAAAAUGUCAUAUAGAUCAGGGUAACCACAUUUUGUGGUGUAUAGCACUUGUUUCGUGAGAAACUCGUAAAUUUGCCAAAUUUCAAAAUUUUUAGUAUAGUCAAAAUCACUGUCAUCUAUCCUGUAUCAAUAAAAGAAAGUUUUUAGAUUGUGAUAUUGAGGUUGUGAUGUAUCUUGAUGUUUUAUUAUUAUUUAUUUCUAUUUCUUAGUACAGACUUAAGCUACUUUAAGGAUUUUUUUUACAUUACAGGUAAUGAGAUUUUUUAAGUUCAUCUAAUGAAUUUAAAUCUAUACCUUAAAAGUUGUAUUGUGAAAUGAAAUGUACCAAGUUUCAUAAAAUAUAAUUUGAAUUGAAAAGGAAUAUAUUUCAGGAUGUUACAUAGCAGAGUUAUUAACAAAAAGUACUGAUAGUACUGAAGUACCGGUGUUCAUCCUUAUAUAGCAGUGUGUGAGUACCUAGUCUCUUGUACUGUUAAUAAUUUAACAGGUAUUCUCACUUUAACUGUUUUGUGUAAAAAAUGGUUUGGAUAAAUUGUGAGAUAUUUUGCAGUAUAAUUUUGUAAUUUUAAGGAGUUUAUGAACCUUUAGAAGGCAUUUACAAACCAGUAUCCAGAAAUAUUACCAUGGCCAGUUAUGAAUGGGCUAACUCAGGGCAUUGUGUUGCUCCAAAUAAGGGGUUAAAUCUGUAUUACUGGUAUUUGAUUUUAUAGAUAUACAGUAUUUGUCAUUUACUGAGAAAAUGUAAAUUAUAUUUUGUACCGCUUUAAAGUUCUUCAGGAUUUCAAAUAUUUUUGUAUACAUUUGAGUGUACUGCUGUUUGUGUUAGUGUGUGCUAAUGUGCACUUCACGUAAAUUCCAGUAAAUCUUUAAAGAACUGUUGGCAUACCUAAUCAAGAAAACAUUAAGUUUGAAUUUUUGCACAUUAAAGCCAGAAAAUGUAAUGAACUGAGAAAGUAGUGCACUGUUACCUUUUCAAUGUUUGUGUGUUUGCAUUUUUAAUCAGUGAUUUGUGUGUUGUUAAUUUUAGGAAUUGAUGAUACAGUAUUUGUAAUGAAAACAGCUCUAUUUUUUUUAUUAGAAAGAAGACCCUUAUCAAUUGUUAUAUGUUAUUUAUGAAGUUUUGGAGGUAUUAUUUAUAUACUGUACAUCAUAUUAAUUUUAAGAGUGAGAUUGUCUAGAGAAUAUAGAGCACUGAUGGCUAAGCUAUAAUUGGGACAGUAUAAGUCUCUCAUUUUAAAAGGAAACUCAAGUUAUUUCUGUGAAAUUCUGUUGGUAGCCUAUCUUCAGAGGAUUAUUGACAAUGAUUGCUCAGUAACAUGCACAUAGGUGGCUUAUUUAUAAUAAUCUUUUAUGUAUUCUAUUUAAGAGAAUUGAAUUUUGAAAUCUUUAUCGCACAUCUUUCCUGUACAACAUUCACUACUCACCUGUGUUUAUCUCACGAGUUCUCUUGGUAUUUUACGGUCUACUUUUUUUUAAUCAACCCCUCUGAUGGCAUUAUUGAUUUAGAGAUGUAGUAAUUAUGAACCCCUCUGAUGAUACAAUUCUUUUUCUUUCAACACACCGGCCGUAUCCCACCAAGGCAGGGCGGCCCAAAAAGAAAAACGAAAGUUUCUCUUAAAUUUAGUAAUAUGAUACAAUUCUUGCUAGAAAAUAAUGAUACAGUAUUUUUACAUGCUGACUAGUAUGAAAAUUUUCAUUGUAGUUGGCAGAAAAGGAAAUAGCAGAAAUAGAAAAAAAAAAAAUAAAGAGUUAAACAUUAGAAAAUUUUUGGGGGGCAGCUACCUCCCUUGGUAAGGGGGGGUUAUAGUCCUUGUAGAUGACAUGAGCUACACUGGCUGGUGUUUUCUUGCCAUUCCUAUGACAUUUGUUACAUCUUUGUUUACCUUUACAUUCUGUUUAUAGUACUUUCCCUUUAAUGCAGAUGCUGAUGUCUUAGAUUGAUUUAUUGUAACAACUUUGACUUUUUUCUUGGGCUCUAAAUCUAACCUUUACACUUUCUUACCCUCGCUUCCUUUCCUACCCUGCUGCGCUAUUUAGCGCUUCUUUUUUAUUAUAAUAAUAAUAAUUUACACUUUCUAAUGACAUCACUUAAGGAGAGGGGGCAUUAAUGCUGGUGAAAGGAUCUUGAUUCAGGGAAUUAGAGCCAGCCUCCUCUUCCUUGGAUCAAACUUGAUUACAUCCAUUCCCUGAUCACCCUUGAGACCCUCAUUGUUCCUUUCUCCUGAUGUCCUUCCUUCAACACUUCUACUAUCCAUUAGCUGACGAAUUUCAACAGUGUAUGUAACCCAUCCUGUGUGAUGGAAUAUGACAGGUAACUAUACCUAGGUUUUGUUCCCACUAUGUAACUUGCAGAAUAGAAUAGCAGCACACUGUUGAUGUAUCCCAUUUUGAUAAAUAGAAAAAUUUUACCUCUUCUGUGCAGUGUUUUAUGACCCUUAUGAACAUCAUUUUCUUUGAAUACAUAAUUUCUGAACUUGACACAGAUUUGCUACAACUGUAACUCUUCUUCAUUCCUCCUUUCAGCUGUCCUUCCCUCAAUGCCUCUACUUUUUACCAUUUCAAAGGGGAUGCCUUGAUGCUUGUAAAGGGGCUCUUGAUCCAAGAAAUUAAAGCUACCCUCUACUUCAUUGGAUUAACCCUGUUUGCUGUGUAUUCAGUCUUCAUGAAAGGUUUUGCAAUAAUUUGAGACUUAUUUUACACUAUUUUUGCCUUGUGCACAACACACAUUCUCUCUACACAGCUAAACUUGAUUGGCAGACUUAGUGAAGGUUAAAAAUAUAAACAAUUAUUUCUUAAAUGUUGAUUGUUAAUAUAUACAAAAUCACUAUUAACCAAAACAAUAAAUUGUAUUGCGUAAUAUUUAUUGGAGUAAUUACUGCUACUUUCACAGAAGAAAAUAAUUUGAAAACAUUCAUCGUCUUAAACACUGUAUUUUGCUCAAAGUAAAAUGAUUAACAACAAACUUUUUGUGUAAUACUGUAGUAUAUAGUUAUACUGUGCAAAUUUAGGAUGCAAAAAAAAUGUAAUUUUUUAACUUUUGUAUGAAAAUAAAAAUAUAUAUAUAUGUAUACACAG